Molecule: messenger RNA, 930 nt
Organism: Emericellopsis cladophorae
Lineage: Eukaryota; Fungi; Ascomycota; Sordariomycetes; Hypocreales; Bionectriaceae
Exons: 2
Coding region: 1-930 (309 amino acids)
Source: RefSeq, a predicted model, not a curated record
AUGGUCGACAAUCGCAUUGACUCUACAGGCAAGGAUCACAAAGACAACAUGGCCAUCCCCCUCGGCAUCACAGCCUUCUGCAGGCUCCACCCCUAUGGCCUCGAGCGACCCGUGGACGUCAAGGCCAUCGAUGCGCGCAUCGGACGUCGCGCGCCCUCGGCUCUCGCCCACCUGACGAGGGCCGUCUACGUGCCGUGGCACCGCGACACGACGACCCAUCUACCGCUCUACAACAUUAGCAGCGAAUAUCAUGACACCAUCCGCGAUGCGCAGGUCGGUGGAACCGAGUUCAAGACCAAGCUCUGCCUGAUGCGGAAACCGACGGGGCGACCUGGUCAGGGCGACGUCGGCUUCCUCGUGGACAUGGAUGCGCAGGGCAGCUGGGUCGCCGUGAGCGAGAGGAAGCUAGGCAUGGGUGAGGAGGCGGUGCUGUCAAUGCCUCCUACUGUGCACGACGACCCCGCCACAAUCCAGCACGACACGCUCACGUAUUCCAUGCCACCACCCACCUUCCCCCUCCCCAGCAAGAGGACAGCGUCCGGACUCUGCACACACCCUCACUUCACGCUCACCGGGGGACCACGGCCCCUCGAGUGGCAGAUCCACCCCGUCGAGCUGGGCGGCCUGUGCUACGUCCUCGUCGACACGUCCGUGCCGGGCGGCAUGUUUGCGAGCGACGACACCAUUGUCGCCGUGUACCACCACGCCCACUUUGAGGCGGCGUUGCCCAAGCACUACAGCGAGGGGGUGCUCCUGCUGCACGGGCGGCCGGAUGUUGAGGACACUGUGGUCGUGGCCAGCUUGAUGCGUGUGCUGCGGUAUGUGAGGCGUGACGAGAAGAAGGAGAUGAAGGAGAAGAAGAAGAAGAAGAUGAUGAUGACGAGGUCUGGCGUGGGCAGGCUCAGGAGGGUAUGGCACAGGCUGUGUUAA